Messenger RNA from Rhodotorula graminis WP1, 834 nucleotides. RefSeq lists its product as uncharacterized. Gene Ontology annotation, biological process: endoplasmic reticulum tubular network organization; membrane organization. The coding region runs from base 1 to 834 and encodes 277 amino acids. The transcript is spliced from 9 exons. Gene Ontology annotation, cellular component: endoplasmic reticulum; membrane. Lineage: Eukaryota; Fungi; Basidiomycota; Microbotryomycetes; Sporidiobolales; Sporidiobolaceae. The record is from RefSeq and is a predicted model, not a curated record.
AUGGCCAAGGUCUCUUACCCGCACUACGCCUGGGCCGGUGGCCACUUUGUCGUCCUCCUCGGAACGAUCUACUCGCUCCUCGGCCUCGUCACCUUCUCGUCGCGGCCCAACGCCUACAAGCUCGCCUACUCUGGCGCACUGCUGUCGUGGGGCAUCGUCGUCUACAAGUCGCUCGGCACCCCGCAGCUCAACCGCGCCUACGUGCAGCGGGCCCUCCUCGACGAGAAUGUCCAGUACCUCCUCCUCGCCCUCUACUGGUUCCUCCAGAAACCCAUCAUCAUUACCCUCGUCCCGUUCGCAACCUUCUCCCUCUUCCACUGCUUGACGUUCCUGCGCACCUCGGUCCUGCCCAAGCCGCCUGCGGCGCCGGCAAAGGGUGCGGCGGCGGCGGCGGCGCAGCAGCCUCAGACGGCGGGCAUGAAGGCCUCGAAGACGAUUCAGAGCUGGGUCAAGGCCAACUACGAGAAGGCCAUGCUCUUUGUCGCCUUUGUCGAGGUCGUCAUCGUCUUUGGUCGCGUCCUCCUCGGCGCCAUCACUUUCCAGAACUCGUUCCUGGCCCCGCUCUUCUUCGCCCACUUCCUCCGCCUCCGCUACUACCUCUCGCCGCCCACGCGGACCGCGUUCGGCUGGGUCUCGGGCCAGAUCGACCACGCGACCGCGAGCCCCAAGUGCCCGCCCGCCGUCCGCAAGGGCGUCAACGUCGCCAAGGAGCUCAUUGUGCGCUACUCCGAGUCGAUCAUCUCGGUGCAGCAGCCUGGCGGCGCAGGUGCGGCAGCCGGCGCAGCGGGUGCGCGAGGCGGCAACGCGGCGGCCGAGGCGCGCCGUGCUCGCUGA